Amoebophrya sp. A25 is the source of this 1402-nucleotide messenger RNA. Lineage: Eukaryota; Dinophyceae; Syndiniales; Amoebophryaceae. The record is from the annotation of a GenBank genome assembly.
CAGCACCUGGGGAGCACGAAGAGCCCAGCCACAGCGGAGUAAAUGCUGCAGACGUGAGAGAACUCCUUCGCCUCUCGCAGGUUAUCGGCAAACUGAAGCGAACACCGCGAACGGGAUGGGUUCGUCGAGGUGUCCAGAAUGCCGAGUCUGUGGCAGAACACUCAUUCCGCAUGGCUCUGCUGGCGUUGCUGUAUGCUCCACAAGUUGACGCGAAUGGGAUUACUUCAUCUCCCACUGGCGAAACUCCUGCCACUAUAACUGCAGUUUCUAGAGGACCAGGUGGAAGAAAAAUAGGAGAUCAAAUUCUGGCCGAUGCAGCUCCUGUAGUUUCAGAAGUUUGUGGCACAAGUGACUUCUAUGAAGAACUAGAAGUAGAUCAUAUGUUGAAAAAAACACGAGGAACGACCAGCUCAGUACGACCUCUAGACGCAAUGCGCUGUUGUCAAAUGGCUUUAGUUCAUGAUCUCGCAGAAGCUCUUGUCGGGGAUCUAGUAGUAGACGGCGACGCCAGUAGCCGCGAUAACAUAACACGUGCGGAAAAAGCCAAGCUGGAGGAAAAGGCGAUUUUACAAAUACUUGGACCUGCUGCACCCACAGUAGAGGACAAGGCGGAGGACGCAGACACAAGUUCAGGUAUUAUAGCGAAACGAAGGAAAAUAGACUCAGAGGGGGGCGCGUCUUGUUCUCCUGUAGUAAGCCCAAGCCUAGAAAAAACCAAGUCCUUCCUCCUGUCUUUGUGGUACGAAUACGAGGCGCAAGAGACUCCAGAGGCCAAAUUUGUCAAGGACCUGGAUAGACACGAGAUGAUGCUCCAAGCAGACGACUACGGCAUAGAGCAAUCGGAAGUAGAUCUCUCCGACUUCUACAGAUCGACUAUUAAGGCGACUAAGUAAAUUUUACACGUGUGGUUCAUUCACAACAUCGAUCGAUUAUUAUAGUACUUACUACUAUUCCUGAUUAUGAAAGGUGUUGGAGUCAUCGCUCUAACGAUCUGACUAGAAAAUGAAUAGGUACUGAAUGAGAAGUAGAAUUUAUUUCCAAUUUCAGCAUUAAGAUUACAACUAAGGUACUACAAGUUGUACCUCCACGUCUGGUCCUCGUCGUGUUGGCUCCUCAUCUUGCUCUUCUAAUUUAGAAGGCAUUUUCGUGUCUCCUAUCGUUCGCGGCGUGGAUGAGGACCUCAGAAAAAGAUACGCGGAACGGGAAGAAAGGAAGUAGGCGAAGAUCGCGGCUAAGAAUGAUCCAGAUUCGAAGAGCACUGAAAAACGAGAUGUGGUAGCUCCGACUGGUUGAAGCACGACUUCUGACACGUCCCGUGUCAGCAUUGCCUUCUUUAGCUAGGAGGACGCCUCCUCACCAGCAACUGCUUAUCCACUGUGGCUGUUGCCCCCGCAAAGAAGCA